Molecule: messenger RNA, 1684 nt
Organism: Nothoprocta perdicaria
Lineage: Eukaryota; Metazoa; Chordata; Aves; Tinamiformes; Tinamidae
Gene: PDIA5
Product: protein disulfide isomerase family A member 5
Exons: 17
Biological process (GO): protein folding
Cellular component (GO): endoplasmic reticulum
Molecular function (GO): protein disulfide isomerase activity
Source: RefSeq, a predicted model, not a curated record
CGCCUCCCGCUGCUGCUGCUCGCCGUGGCGGUGUUCUUGCCGCCGCUCCUGUCCUCGCUGAAGGUGUCCCCGCUCAUAGAGAAAAUAAGUGACCACAAGGAUUUCAAGAAGCUUCUCAGGACGCGGAAUAACGUACUAGUGCUGUAUUCCAAAUCUGCUGCUGCUGCGGAUAGCUCACUCAGGUUACUGUCCAGUGUGGCCCAGGAGGUGAAGGGACGAGGCACCAUCAGCUGGAUAGACUGUGGUGAUACUGAAAGCCGAAAAUUAUGCAAGAAGAUGAAAGUAGAUCCUAAUUCAAAGGAGAAAGGAGUGGAAUUACUCCAUUAUAAGGACGGUGCAUUUCAUACUGAAUAUAACAGAGCUGUCACAUUGAAGUCCAUGGUGGCCUUUCUGAAGGAUCCAGAAGGUGCUCCGUUGUGGGAAGAGGAUCCCGAAGCCAAAGAUGUUGUGCAUGUUGACAGUGAAAAGGAAUUGAGAAGACUUCUGAAGAAGGAAGACAAACCCCUUCUGAUGAUGUUCUAUGCCCCGUGGUGUGGUGUUUGUAAGAGAAUGAUGCCAUCUUACCAGCAGGCAGCCACAGAACUGAAGGGUAAAUAUGUACUUGCAGGGAUGAAUGUUUACUCUGCUGAAUUUGAAAGGAUAAAGGAAGAAUACAAUGUCCGGGGAUAUCCUACAAUCUGUUAUUUUGAGAAAGGAAAAUUCCUGUUCCACUUUGAGAACUAUGGUGCUACUGCGACAGACAUAGCAGAGUGGCUGAAAAAUCCACAGGCACCUCAGCCCCAGGCUCCAGAGACUCCUUGGGCAGAUGAGGAAAAUGUAGUUUAUCACCUGACUGACGAGGACUUCGACAAGUUUAUAAAAGAUCAUUCAUCUGUGCUUGUGAUGUUCCACGCACCAUGGUGUGGGCACUGUAAGAAAAUGAAACCAGAAUAUGAGAAGGCUGCCGAGUUUCUCCAUGCAAGCAGUGAUGGUCCGGGUGUCCUUGCAGCAGUAGAUGCUACCGUCAACAAGGCCCUGGCAGAGAGGUACCACAUCUCRGGAUUUCCUACGCUCAAGUAUUUUAAGGAUGGAGAGGAGAAAUACACUCUGCCGCACCUCAGAACGAAGACAAAGAUCAUUGACUGGCUGCAGAAUCCUGAAGCRCCACCUCCGCCUGAGCCCGCAUGGGAAGAAAAGCAAACCAGUGUGAUCCAUCUUGCUGGAGAAGAUUUCAGGGAGUCCUUGAAGAAGAAGAAGCACACCCUUGUCAUGUUCUAUGCCCCAUGGUGCCCACACUGUAAAAAUGCCAUUCCGCACUUUACAACUGCUGCUGAAGUCUUUAAAGAAGAUCGAAAGAUCGCUUAUGCUGCAGUGGAUUGUGCCAAAGAACAGAACCAUGACCUGUGUAAGCAGGAGGGGGUUGAUGGUUACCCCACCUUUAACUAUUACAACUAUGGGAAAUUUGUGGAAAAAUAUACUGGAGAGAGAGGGGAAUCUGGAUUCAUCACUUUCAUGCGAACCCUUAGAGAAAAAGACCAUGAAAGAGUAGGAAAGAAGAAGGAUGAAUUGUAAUUUCUGCCUCAAAGGAAGCUUUCCGCUGCACUGUGAACGGUUCCAGGUCUAUCGUUACUGCACCUGAGACUUCACAUACUCUCAAGACAGAGACUUUUUUUUAUAAACAGCCAUGGCCAUUUUGUACAAUUUU